Molecule: messenger RNA, 4538 nt
Organism: Zootoca vivipara (common lizard)
Lineage: Eukaryota; Metazoa; Chordata; Lepidosauria; Squamata; Lacertidae
Gene: TCOF1
Product: treacle ribosome biogenesis factor 1
Biological process (GO): nucleolar large rRNA transcription by RNA polymerase I
Cellular component (GO): nucleolus
Molecular function (GO): RNA binding; scaffold protein binding
Source: RefSeq, a predicted model, not a curated record
AGGAGGAAGUGGCAGGGAGCAUGUGGCUUACCAGCUACUCGCUGUGAACCCCGCGCCUCCGCUAAUCGCAGUGCACGUGGGCUAAGGACCGGAAACUUUGGAGCUAUUAUAGCAUGGCAGCAGCAGGAGGCAGCGAGCAGAAAGAGCUGCUGGCUCUGAUCCACCAGCACUUGGUCCAGUUUGGCUAUGAGAGAGCAGCAAGGGAGCUGCUGGCACAGAGUGGGCAGAAGACCUUCCUACCAUCCCCAGUCCCUCUCAAAGAUAUCUUCACUCAGUGGAAAAAAACUUCCUCACAAGGCCAGAAGCGAAAGGCGGAGGAAAUCAAGCAAGGCAGCCCAGCAAAGAUCAGAAUUCCUGAUCCCAACAGCAGCUCUGAGAGCUCGGAGGAGGAAGCAGCAAAACCCAUAAAAAGCAAUGCGGCUGUGAAUAACAGUUCCCUAGCUAAAGCGGAGAGCAGCAGUGAGGACGAGGAGUCGUCUUCUGAAGAGGAAGAAGCUGCUUGCAAGGAGGUGAAAGUCUCCGCAGCAGGAAACAAAACCAGCAACUUGCUGCAACUCGCUGCACAGAAGACGAACUCCUUCCCAGGCAAAGGGGUGGCUGUAGCUGCUGUCCAGGCAAAAGGGCAACAGAAGAAAGCAACUGCAAAUAAGCCAUCAACACCGGCUGUGACAAAGGCAGGACAGAAUAAAAUCCUCCCUGUUAAACCAGGAUCUGCUUCACAGCCUCUUGCAGGGCAAAAUGCAUCACAGGCAGCUGCUGCAAGGAAGACAACGAACUCUGAAAGCAGUAGCAGCAGCAGUUCAUCUGAAAGUGAGGAAGAAAAGACACCAGCAGCAGUAAAAACCCCAGUACCCAAGCCAGCUCUAAAGAAGGCAGAGAGCAGCAGUGGAGACUCCAGUGAUGAUUCAGAUUCAGAAGAAGAAACAAAUACUGCAACACUCCAGGUAAAAGCAGCUGUGGAAAGCAGGCAGGUCAACACGACGCUGACAAAAAGUGUGCCAGCCACCACUGUAAAGGCAUCUCCAGCAAAGAAAACGGCACAACCAACCAGAGCAGGAUCUGGAAAUGUGGCUAAAACCACGAAGCCAGCAGACAGCUCAGAGACAAGUGACUCCUCUGACACUGACAUUGAGGAACCCUCCUUGGCAACACAGGUAAAACCAGCUGUGGAAAGCAGGCAGGUCAACACGACGUUGACAAAAAGUGUGCCAGCCACCCCUGUAAAGGCAUCUCCAGCAAAGAAAACGGCACAGCAAACCAGAGCAGGAUCUGGAAAUGUGGCUAAAACCACAAAGCCAGCAGACAGCUCAGAGACAAGUGACUCCUCUGACACAGACAUCGGGGAACCCUCCUUGGCAACACAGGCAAAGUCACCUGGAAAAACCCCUCAGACCUUCUCAUCCCCAGUGAAAAGUGCAGCAGCACCCAGUCUCCUGUCAACCAAGACAGUCACUAUUCCAGCUCUGUUGAAGCAAACACCGAAGACUUCUGCAGUGAAACAGCCACCUCCUGCCAAAGCUGCUGGCGGGGUGAAGAAAGCAGAGAGCUCAGAGAGCAGCGAGUCAUCAUCGGAGAGUGAGGAUGAGGCUCCCUCAGUUCCAGUAACCCAGAAGAAAUUGCAAACUCCUCAGCCUCCCGCUGGAGCCAGACAAAAUCAGAUUGAUAAACCAGGCACCCCGGCGAAAGCCGCGUCGAGGGCUUUGAAGGGGAAGGAGACGGAGAGUGAGAGCAGCAGCAGCUCAUCUGACAGUCAGGAUGAAAUGAUUCCUCCAUCACAACAUAACCUGCCACCUCCUUUCGCAACCAAGGCAAACGCUGCACCUCAGGUGGUGUCUGCUGCAAAGUCCCUGCCCCCACCAGGAGGACCACUUCAGAAGACCCAGGAGAGUGAAGACAGUAGCCAGGAUUCUAGCGAUGAGUCUGACGCUGAAGAAGACAAAGUGUUCACCCAGAAACCAGCUCAGGAGACUCAGAAACCCACACCCGCUCCUGCUGCAAAGAUGGCAGGUGCCACAUCAGGCAAAGCAGGCAAUGCUCAGCCAGCAGGAAAAGUUUGGACAGCAAGCCCACUGAAGUCUGCAGCUGCCUCUCUCCAGAAGGCCGCAGAGAGCUCAGAGACCGACAGCUCUCAUUCUUCAGAGCAUGAGGUGGCGGCUGCAAAGCCUGUGAAACAGCCCCCCAUUCACCCCUUUUUUCUGCCGAAAGGAGUAAAAACAGCUGCUCCUCCAGGGAAGCAUGCACAGGCCAGCUCUAGUACACCGAACUCUGUUUCCACCAUGGGCCAAGGCCCUGCUGCAGUAACAACGGGGAAGGUGGAGCAGAGCUCCUCCAAGAAGCCUAAACUAAGCCAGGCUCCACUUGAUAAACCCGAUGGGAUCCUUAAGCACGAGAGUUCUGGAAGCAGCAGUUCCUCAGAUGGCGAGGAGGAGGCAUUGACAACCACCAAGCAGAUCUCACAGCCUGCAAGGAUACCACAAAAACAAGGAGUGGGGGGGAAGCCAGAGAGCUCAUCUGAAGCGACCAGCAGUGAUGAAGAGGCUUCGCAGUCCCUCUUAAAGACCCCACUGCCCACUCUGCCGAAGGGUGCUGCUCCUGCGUUAUCCAAACAGAGUUCCGGAAAACCCUCCUCUGCUCUUCGUAGUCCUCCCAUCAGCAUGGCUUCUGGCGACAGCUCUUCCAGUGACAGUAGCGACUCAGAUGCCGAUGCUAAGGAAAUAGUUGGGCAGAAGACAGAGAUUGGCCCAUUACCCUCUUCUGGAAAGGAAGUGGCAAGGACCAAAGGGGCUAAGGGGGCCACAGCAAGGAAAAAAGGAGCGGGAAGCAUCAGCUCCAAAGCCGCCUCUGCAAAGAAAGUUGCCACAAAGGCUCAGAGGAACGGCAGCACCAAAAGGAAUCCCGCAGGGCAGCUGCCACUCACCCUGCUGGCCAGCACCCAGACAGCACGAGUUGGCUCAGAGGAGGCCGCAGCCCAAGUUCCUGGUGCAGCCGCCCAGGGAGAGCCCCAAGCCACCCCUGUUGUGGCAGUCAAGCCUCCCAAAUCUUCCAAGGCUGGGGCAAAAGAGAAGCCGCCCAAGAAGCGAAAGCUGGCAGCUGGGGAUGCUGGCCCGGGCAAGCCGAAGAAAAAGAAGCUUAAAGCAGAGAGUGGCGUAGAGGUGCCAAAAAAGCUGAAGAAGAAGAAGAAAGCCAAGUCAACCGACAACGAAAAACCAAAGAAAAAAAGCAGCAAAGAUCAAAAAGACAAGAAAAAGAAGAGCAAAAAGCUGGAGUCUCUUACCCCAGAUGGAUCACAGAAGAAAAAGAAGAAAAAGAAAAAGAAGAAAACUGGUGACCUUGAGGGAGCAGCAUGAGCCAUGGCUUAAAGCAUGAAGUGAAGAAUAAAAAUAUGCUGGGAGCAUUCAAGGGAAAGAAACUGUUUGUUUAUAUUUUUAAAGAAAAGAAAAUGGGAAUGUCAAAGACUUAAUUUCAGUAUUUAUAACUAUUUUUAACUGUGACUUUUAGAGCUAAGCAUUGCUAACAGUUGAUCUGGCUAUUUGCUUGGGAAUAAGACAUGCCCCGAUUGCUUGGCCAAUGGAGAAGAUGCAGCUACUGUAACUGACAGAAUGUGGGGAAGACAAACACCUUUGAUUUUCAAUCCUGAAUCCAGCAAUUACUUUUACUGCUAUCUCUUCUUCCUCCUUCACCGCAUCCCAACCCUUAAGAGUUAUAUUUUUUUAAAGGAAAAGAUCGCCUCCCCCUCUUUUCAUACUACAUUAAAGGAAGAAGUUUUAUGUCUCUGCAGUGUCCAUCCAGGAAUUGUGUUCAAUAUGUACAAAACCCUGUUGAUUCUAGGUUGGCUUUUUCUCUUGUACUUUUCACUCUCUCUCUCUCUUUUUAAAUAAUGGUAUACAAUAAAACCAUAGGAACUGGGAAAAGCACUUGUGUGUUAUUUGGAAACUGAAAAUGUGUAAAUCUCUUGGCUGCAGCUAAACAAUUCCAAAGGAUUUGGUCAGCUGCACACAGCUGUCAUGUUGUGUUGAACAGGCUCAUGUCUUUGUGGUUUGUUUGUUUCAUUCUUAAAGAGAGCCAAGCUUCCAGCCCUUCUGUUUUCACAGGAAGGUUUAUGGAAAUGUAUGUUCCGUUUCUCUCCCUUUGGUUGUUAACCAGUUGUUGUUGUUGUUUAGUCGUUUAGUCGUGUCCGACUCUUCGUGACCCCAUGGACCAUAGCACGCCAGGCACUCCUGUCUUCCACUGCCUCCCGUAGUUUGGUCAAACUCAUGUUCGUAGCUUCGAGAACAUUGUCCAACCAUCUUGUCCUCUGUCGUCCCCUUCUCCUAGUGCCCUCCAUCUUUCCCAACAUCAGGGUCUUUUCCAAGGAUUCUUCUCUUCUCAUGAGGUGGCCAAAGUAUUGGAGCCUCAGCUUCACGAUCUGUCCUUCCAGGGAGCACUCAGGGCUGAUUUCCUUAAGAAUGGAUAGGUUUGAUCUUCUAGCAGUCCAUGGGACUCUUAAGAGUCUCCUCCAGCACCAUAAUUCAAAAGCAUCAAUUCUUCGGCGAUCAGCC